This is a messenger RNA of Spodoptera frugiperda (fall armyworm), 2053 nucleotides long. RefSeq names its product facilitated trehalose transporter Tret1-2 homolog. Bases 503 to 2011 code for a protein of 502 amino acids. The transcript has 3 exons. The record is from RefSeq and is a predicted model, not a curated record. NCBI's taxonomy places the organism in Eukaryota, Metazoa, Arthropoda, Insecta, Lepidoptera, Noctuidae. Gene Ontology annotation, biological process: transmembrane transport. Gene Ontology annotation, molecular function: transmembrane transporter activity. Gene Ontology annotation, cellular component: membrane.
AUUAAUAAUUUUGACUUUGACUUUGACUAUACUCGAACUGACACGAAAUCGCAUUAUAUGUAUGUGUGCUAGUUACGAAAACGAUAACAAUGUACUUUCUUUUUUAUUUAUAAAACCGUUAAGUACUUUUUUGUAUAAAUUAUUGUCUUUAUGUUGCAGGCUAUGUAAAUUAUAAUGUCUAGAUAAUUGUAUUUAAAUAUAGUAUAUAUGAUAGUGAGAACUAUUGCACAACUACGAUCAGUGCGUCAUAUUGUUUGUUUGCUAGUGCAACUUUUAUUAGCAUAAAUAUAUUAUGUUACAUAGGACUAACAACCACCUGUGUUAAUACAUAUCUUAACGUUUCUAGUAAAAUUUUGUUAUUAAAUAUAUAAACUACAAACAUGAAAAUACAAGUGUAGAAAACAGUUAUUCUUUUGAAUGCAAUGUAAAACAAUAUCAGAAUUAAUCCGUUAAAUAGUGGAAUAUAGUUUUUUUUUAUUCUAAAUUAAAUAAUUAUAGUAUAAUGUCUGCAAAACAUUACACUGGUGUGAAAUUAGUGGAUGAGGAUGUUGAAGGAGUAACUACCAAUGUCAAGAUUUCGUGGACGCCAUUUUUAAGACAGUUAUUCGUGGUCGGUGGAGUAUGGACGAUAUAUUUCGUGCUUGGUUUAUGUUAUGGAGCUCCUAACGUCAUCAUACCACAAAUACGGAGGGAGGCCAACUCUACUGAAGCGGUCAGUGAAGAUAUGGCUUCUUGGUUAUCAUCAAUCCACGGUUACGCAGCGUUGCCAUGGAUACUCAUACUACCUAUACUCUCGCGGCGGUUUGGAAGAAAAGUGCCGUUCGUUAUAUUGUGUAUCAACACACUAAUUGGAUACGUCGUAUUUUAUUUCAGUACUUCCACUAUUAUACUUCUCAUUAGUGAAAUAAUGCAAGGCAUGCUAAUCGGCAGCAAUAUGACACUGCUUAUACUUGUUGUCACCGAAUACACUUCGCCGCGAUACCGAGGCAUCUUUAUGACAGUUAAAUCAACUAUAUUCUUUUGGGGAGUGUGGAUUGCCAACGCAACUGGCACAUUCAGUCAUUGGAAGAAUAUUGCUAUCAUAGCUUUUGUAUGUGCUACAGUAUCCUUAACUUCUUUCUGCUGGCCCGAAUCUCCAUCCUGGUUGGCAAUGAAUGGCCGUUUUGAAGAAUGUGCAGAGUCUCAUCAUUGGUUGAAAGGCUAUGACAAAGAUUCUGAAAAAGAACUAGAAAACUUGAUACAAUCACAAAAGGAAUACAUAGCACGUUGUAAAAAGAAAGAAGCAUCGUCGAAGCGGUUUAAAAAUAUCCUAGAAACGAUAUCGACAAAGGCAUUUUACAAGCCUCUUUUGUUGUCAAUGACAGUUAUGUCGCUAUAUAAUUUCUCUGGAAAGUUUGUUUGUAGUAUGUACUCUAUCGAGUUAAUUAAGAAAAUAACUAAAAGCGAGUCCACAGCUUAUACAGGCAUGCUUAUUUUAGAAGCCGUCACUAUAUUUAGUAUGCAGAUUGGUUGUGUUCUAUCAAAGUACCUUAAAAGAAGAACGUUAUUACUUUCAUCUUCAUCAAUUGGUAUUAUGUUUUUGUUUAUAAUUUCACUAUAUUUGUACCUCAUAAAACUAUCUAUAGUUUUAGAAAAUAAGAUUAUAUCGCUGUUGUUGUUAACUUUAUUUUCUAUGACGAUAAGUUGCGGUCCGAUGAUAUUGGCUUGUUCUGUGUAUGGAGAAUUAACACCUCUAAGGUAUCGAAGUUCGUCGCUGCCAACUCUAGCUAUAUUCUCUGAAAUAUUAAUGGCAUCCGUAUUAAAAGUAUCACCCUAUAUUUUUAAGUAUUUCGAAUUACAUGGUGCAUUUCUCUUUUAUGGAGUUACUGCGUCUGUUUUUGCAUUUUUAUUGUAUAAGUAUUUACCGGAGAGCAAAGAUAAGACUUUGCAAGAAAUUGAAUGUUACUUCCUAGAAUCUAAAAGGUCUGAAGAUGUUUCAGAGGAAUUAGUGGAGGAGAGAGAGAAAAGAUGAAAUUGUAAUUAUCAUUCUUUGUGUUACUAUUUUAGGAUCUGU